Molecule: messenger RNA, 2634 nt
Organism: Zeugodacus cucurbitae (melon fly)
Lineage: Eukaryota; Metazoa; Arthropoda; Insecta; Diptera; Tephritidae
Exons: 4
Coding region: 482-2479 (665 amino acids)
Source: RefSeq, a predicted model, not a curated record
AACGCGCGACCACCGACUCUACCGAACCAGCUGGCAAUAAUAGCCGGGAUAUCGGUAUCAGCAGAAUAAUUGGCAUUUGUAUUGACUGCUUAUUGUCAAACUUGUCAAUAAUAAAAAAACAACAAAUAAUGGAAAUCUAAACAAUGCAAAUAAGUGCUUGAGCAAUCACCGCGGCUGAUCAAUAAAUACCAAUUUUUAUGGCAUUGUAUUUGCAUUAAUUAUUGGCGAAAAUAAUAAAAAUCGUGCUACAGUAAUUUUUACCGUUCUUUUUUACCGUUGCUAUUGUAGCGGGUGUGUUGUGUGUGUGCGUGUGACUCAGUCAUUCUUGUAGUGUAACAACAAUAAAAACACGCGAAAUACUUGAAUUUGAUUGAAUCAAGCGCCAGCGCCUAAAAGCAGGCAAUUACGGUUGAAAUUAAAACGAGCGCGCGCAACGCCAGCCACUUUGUCGACAGCGCACGGCCUUUGAAAACUCGCCUUGAUGGCUUUGUCAGUUAGUACGCGUCAAGCAGUUUCGCAAAUGCCUUCCAGCGCGUGGGCAAGGCAGUCACAGCAGCAGCCGCCGCAGCAACGUUCGUCUGCUGCAAUGCAUUUGCGUUUGCAGAAGCAGCAUUCCUUCAGCGAAGCUAAUCGCACGCAACAUUUCAACGCCGGCGCUGCUGGUCAUUUGUUGGCUGCGCGCAGACCCGCCAGUGGUUACUUGACACGCGGUCUCUCCGUCGAUCGUUCGCUGGAGAGUUUACGUCAAAAGUCAGCCGCGGCGCAUGAGGUGCAAAGCAAGCGUGUGAUUGCUCGUAAAUCUGCUAAAAGUGGCAGUGAGCGAUUGAAGGGCGUUAAAAAUUCAACAAUCGCUGAGGGGAAGUAUGGUUUUGCGCGUGCAGGUUCCACGUCGUCACUUUUGAAAUCGUUAGAUCACGAAUUGAAACAAGUUAACGGUCAGCUGGGACAACGUUUCCAUUGCAAUAGUGCUUGUGUUGAGGGAAAUAUUGAGGAUCCAACGGUGCCGGAAAGUCUCGGCAGCGAGUCAAAUCUGCAGCAACCAUCGUCCGAGCAUCAGUGUACAGUCGAAAAUUCCACAUCAACACUCAAAAGGCAUAACAGUAAAGUGAAUUUGAAUAUUGUGCUUUCACAUGCCAUUAAUUACAAGUCCACUAACGGUAACGAGUCCAAUAACAGCGAUAUCGAAAGCUCCACUGAAGUAGUUGAGCAGAAACGCAAAACAACAAUACAAACGCGUGCGCUGCGCACCGAUUUGCCUACACGCACUAUAGCGCCAGCAGCGAGCACUGCCGCCAACGUCACUACAACAAUUACUGCCAAUGAGUGUGUCCAGCAACGUCGUGCACAAUUCCGAUCGAGUCGCAAUGUCACAUUAAAUACCAGCACUAAUUUGGCAGCAAGUGUGUCGCCGGCAGCAGCAAAUAACAUCACUGCGGCUAAUAAGCAGCAAGAGGACGCAGUCGCCGUCGCACCCUUGACAGCCAACAAUAGUGGUGGUGGCGCUGCAUUCAACGCCGCACCAGCGCUAAUCGUACAACGUCACCCACCGUUGGUACGUGCUAUGUCCGCGCCGGUGCGUUCACGUUCGCUCGACGAAAAUAAUAAAGGUGUGUUUGCAUUCCAAAAGCGUAAAUUGCGUCGCCGCAAGCCGAUUACGCGUAACGCGAGCAUUUGUGAGAAAGUCGAUGAUGAUAUACUCUUCGAUUUGAAUGCUAUUAAUGGCAAAAAGCCACCAAUAUCACGCACACGUUCCACACUUGCGAUUGAUGUAGUUACACUUGUUUCACUCGUCAGCUCUGAGGGUAGUGAUUCGGAAAAGGAGGAUACACCGCCGGAAACCGGGCAUCGCAAUGCAGAACGUUCGCGUAGCACUGGUGCACCAUCAUUGCGAAAGGCGGGUAAAUCAGUUUCCUUCCAAGAGAACUAUCCCCCCAACUUUCAACUUGCCACAAAGGAAUACUCACAUAUGAUACGUCGUGGCUCGAUAGCACCAUUAGCUGCACGCUUACGCGCCAAUCGACCACCAACAGCACCGCCAGUAUCAAUUUUCAUGAACGAAACAAACGGUAACAAUUCAAUGACAACGAAUACCGCAGACAACUUGGAAAGCAGCGAUGGUGGUGACUCAAAUGCCAACAAUGUUUCGAAUAGCACGCAAAACACCACGAAAGACGCAACUGAGCUGGCAUGUAAUGAGAAACAAAACGAGGAAUAUAUCUACCCGGAGUAUGUGCGUACGUUGAAGGAGCGCGAGUGUUGGAAACUAUUUCGUAAAAUGUCGGUUAAAGGUGUUAGCGUCACUUAUGAGACGGUGUUGCGUGGCAUGUUGACACCGACUGAGUUCCGACAAAUACAAAAACAACGUGAAAUUGAGGAGGCAAAAGCACGCGCUUUGGAGGAGGAGAAGGAUGCAGCUCUUGAACAGCAGACACCCACUUCAGCAGUAGAUCGUUUAACACAGAAAUUAUUGAAAAACUAGUUAACCUGCCGGGAGCAAUAAUCGUUACUGAAUACAACAACUAUAAAGUAGUUUAUAAAAAAUCAUAUAUGUAUGUAGUGAAUUGUUGCACAGUGUAGGUUAAAGCUUUGUUAUAGUGAGCAUUUUUUAAUAAAAUUCACACAAGUGCGCUUACU